Messenger RNA from Drosophila ananassae, 1834 nucleotides. RefSeq names its product mannosyl-oligosaccharide 1,2-alpha-mannosidase IB. NCBI's taxonomy places the organism in Eukaryota, Metazoa, Arthropoda, Insecta, Diptera, Drosophilidae. The record is from RefSeq and is a predicted model, not a curated record. Gene Ontology annotation, biological process: N-glycan processing; carbohydrate metabolic process. The transcript is spliced from 2 exons. Bases 29 to 1423 code for a protein of 464 amino acids. Gene Ontology annotation, cellular component: Golgi membrane; endoplasmic reticulum. Gene Ontology annotation, molecular function: calcium ion binding; mannosyl-oligosaccharide 1,2-alpha-mannosidase activity.
UUAAUAUGCUUGUAAAUUUCCUCUUAAAAUGUUGCUCCAAUUAAUUCUGCUCCUUAACUAUUGCGGUCUAUACGUCUUUGCCGAGUCCGAGCCAUUACAGUUCGGACUCGGAGACCACAUUGAUUGGGGAGUGAAAGACAAACGGGAUAAGGUCAAGGAAAUGAUGUAUUUUGCCUGGAAGGGAUACGCCCAGCAUGCAUGGGGCUUCAAUGAACUCAGAUCGGAUUUGGGAGUCCCGAACAAUAACAGCGUCUUUGGGAACAAUCACAUCGGCCUAACAAUAAUCGACAGCCUGGACACCCUUUAUAUAAUGGGAAUGCGGGAGGAGUUCCUCAAAGGUAAAACUUGGGUAUCGGACCACUACGACCUGGCCCAAAACGAUGCCUUUUUUCCGGCAUAUGAGUUGGGUACGCGCAUAGCCGGCGGAUUCCUGUCCAUGUAUGCUUUAACCGGAGAGGAUUUUUUCCGAACAAAGGCUGAACUUGCGGUGCAGAGCCUCCUACCAAUCUUUCAGCCUUCAGAUAUCCCAUUAGAUAGAGUCAAUCCCAAGCAGCGGAUUGGGGCUUCUGGAUCGCCGUUAUCAGAUCUCAAAGACCUAUAUAUUGGCCCCCUGCAACUGGAGCUUUCGUACGCCAGUGAGAUUACAGAAAAACUGGAUUUUCGACCUAUUGAAGGCCCGGGAAACGAGUAUCUCUUCAAGUUCAAUCUGAAGGCUUGGUUGCGUUCCAACAAAACUAACGAAAAUGCCAGGAAGAUGUAUGUAAAGAGCGUAGACAAAAUGCGAAAAGUCAUGUUGGGUCUAAGCUUUGGAGGCCUCACCUAUCUGGGGCGCGUCUCAAACAAACGCCUUCAGCGCCGAAUGAUGCACUCUUACUGUAAUGCUGGCGGACUUUUGGCUUUGGGAUCAGUAAGUCACGGAAAUGAGAACCAUUUGGUAGCCAGGGAUCUGCAGCUGGGCAAGGAUCUGGCGAAAACCUGUCGCAAAAGAUACCAGCGUACGUGGUAUGGUAUAGGGCCCGAGUCCUUUCAGUUUGAUUCUACGCCAACAGAAGAUGCAAAAGCUAGAACUGGCGAUUCAACAGCCUAUCGCCUACGACCCGAAGUGGUGGAAACCUACUUCUAUUUAUGGCGCCUCACCAAGGAUCAAAAGUACCGAGACUGGGGCUGGAGAGUGGUUCAAUCGCUGAACGAAAAAUGUCGCAUAAAGUAUGGGUUCUCGGGUCUGGAAAAUGUCUACGAGCCAGAUAAUAACAAAGAUGGACAACAAGGCAGUCACUUCCUCAGCGAGACCCUGAAGUAUCUUUAUCUAUUAUUCUCGAACGAUACCUUGUUACCAUUAGAUAAAUGGGUUUUCAACGAAGCAGGACAUCCCUUUCCCGUUAUGAAGAAGGCACCCUGGAGGCACGAUCAUUUUUCAACUUAGUCCGAAAUCUACACGCCACAUUUCUCCCACUUCACAUUGGGACAUAAAUCAUUGUGCCCGCAUUUGUAAUAAUUGUUAAACAUAAUUUAGUUUGACAACAAUUUGUAAAUUGGUCGUUAACCAGCCUCAAAUCAUUUCAAAUUCCAUUUGUUUUGCACAGCAUUUAGUAAAAUAUGUUUGUUUUUUCAUAUGUGGCUUUGUUCGGCAGAAUCAUUUGCCAUUCCAUCGUUUUGUGCCGUGCAUUGCUUUUGUUGCGGCGCCCGCAAUUGUUUCCAUUUUGAUAAUCAAAAUAUUUCAAAAUAUUUUUCCGUUUAAUGGGGGGCGGACAAAAGCCAAAAUCACACAGACACGACCGACAGAGUCGGCCAAUAAAAAGAGUCUACCAGACCGUUAAAAAUUAUACAAAUUUAA